Molecule: messenger RNA, 1407 nt
Organism: Vicia faba (fava bean)
Lineage: Eukaryota; Viridiplantae; Streptophyta; Magnoliopsida; Fabales; Fabaceae
Source: the annotation of a GenBank genome assembly
AUGGUAUCAUGUGUAUCUUCUCCGGAAACAAGUUGGUGUCCUUCACCAUUAUCAGUUGAAACAUCAUCGAUUACAAGUGAUGGAAGUGAGAGUGUGUUGGACUUGAAAAUGAGUUCCUUAUCAAGUAUUAAAGAGGAAGAUCUUCAUCAAUCAUUACCUCCUUGUGUGCUGCAGGAUGGAGGAAUGAAUAGUGUUUAUGAUCAUCAGCUUGAACAAGCUAUGGCUGAGGCUGAGAAGGCUAGAUGGGAUGCAUAUCGAGAAACGGUUAGGCGUCGCAAAGCUGAAAAAGAUCUCAUUGAUGCAAUCCGCAAGACUAAUGACACCAAUAUCUUGUAUCAAGAAGAGAUAAAACUAAGGAAAGAGUUAGAGGAAGAACUACAUAAAGCAAAAGAAGAAAUUCACAACAUGAGAAGCCAAAUAGACAAAGUCAAUGAAAAUCUCCAACUUGCCUUGGAUCACAAGUCAUUAAAAGAGAAUCAAAUUGGUGAAGACUCAAGAACACAAUCUCUUCAACUUUUCAAUGAGUUUUCUUUUUCAGAAAUUGAAAAAGCGACUUGUAACUUCAAUCCAUCCUUAAAGAUUGGUGAAGGUGGAUACGGAAGCAUAUUUAAAGGUAUCCUUCGUCACACCGAGGUGGCUAUAAAAAUUUUGAGUCACAACAGCACUCAAGGACCUUCCGAGUUUCAACAAGAGGUUAAAAUAUUGAGCAAGUUAAGGCAUCCAAAUCUUAUAACACUUAUUGGAGUAAACCAAGAAUCCAAAACUCUUGUCUAUGAGUAUUUACCAAAUGGAAGCCUUGAAGAUCAUCUCAUCUGCAUAGACAGAACCAUCCCUCCAUUAUCAUGGAAGACUAGAAUCCGCAUCGCGACAGAACUACGUUCAGCUCUAGUUUUCCUCCACUCCAAUAAACCUCACAGCAUAGUGCAUGGUGACUUAAAACCUUCCAACAUUCUCCUUGAUGCAAACCUAGUAUGCAAGCUAAGCGACUUUGGAAUAAGCCGAGUACUAUCGCGUCAAGACGAUUCUUCAAGUAACAAUACCAAUAGUACACAGUUUUGGAUCACUAGUUUUGCAAAGGGGACAUUUGCAUACAUGGAUCCUGAAUUCUUUGCAACAGGUGAACUUACUACAAAGUCAGAUGUUUAUUCAUUUGGAAUUUUGUUGUUGAUGUUGGUAACUGGGAAAUCAGCAUUAGGAAUAAAGAAUGAAGUGUUGUAUGGUUUAAAGGGUGGAGAAAUGAAAUCAAUGUUGGAUCCUUUGGCUGGAGAUUGGCCUAUUGUGGAAGGUGAAAAGUUGGUUCAUUUGGGUUUGAAAUGUUGUGAUAUGGAUAGAAAAAUUAGGCCAGAGCUUUAUUCUGAUGUGUGGAGGGUGUUGGAAUCAAUGAGAGGGUUGUGUAGCAAUUUAUAG